CCCUCAGGCUCACAAUCAAACUGCCUUCAAAGAUCCUACUUCGUCUGAGCUUUGGAGCUUCCUGACCUCCACGCCCCAGCUGCUCUCCCAUACCAGCUCGUCCAACUACCCCACCUAGAUCAAUCCAGUAGAUCAUCCGCAACCAUGUCAGCUCACCGCAGCUCCCACUUUCAGCCCCCGCCGCCAAUCCGCACAUCCACCUCUGGCUCCCAGAAGUCGUUGGGCUCUGGGCCACAAUCUCCUGCUUCAGACAUGGCUUCGCCAACUGUCUUCAAUCGCAGCCACGCAGCAUCCCCAACGGAGGAAUCAUUCUUCGGUGCUAUUGCGGGACGCAUGCGAAGGGGAAGGUCACGGAGUCGCUCGAGGGGUGCUUCCGCUCGCAAUCGGUCCAAGUCUCCCAUGAUGCUCCCGCCUGAGAACUUCCCACCCAGCACCACUACCGCACUGCCCUCGAGCCCAAUCUCUCCCACCACGUCAACCCAGCAACGACGACAUGCAUCGAGCGCCAGCCAGUCGUCUGCUAUCGAGGUGAAGCCAACUCGACCGAACCUCGAAGCGGUUGGGCGGAGGAGUACGUCUGGAAGUGACCCAUGGCGCGGGCGUCAUUCCAACGACUGGCUGUUCAACGGCUUCUCGGUUACGGAGACUGCAAAGGACAUCCUCCACCUUGGUAGGAAGUCGUGAACGAAGUCAUGGCGCGAGACGAUCCGUGAUCGAUCUCGCUGUAUCGGGCCAGAUUGCCUGCUGGAAGGCAUCCCACUUCUUGACGGAGUGUCCCCAUGGUCCGCUGAGAGAUACCCAAGCAACAACACUUUGCUUUCCUUUACGAUCUUUUUAACGACGAUGGAUGUGGACGUAAUGAGUGCAUUCAAAAUUGCCUAUCGCUGGUACGAAUUUGAUGAAAGCCCGCCAUGAUGCAGGGCUUUUGCAUGACCAUUCUCUUUCUUAUAGCAUGUUGUAUAUCGCUAUCGAUCAUUUUCUAGGUCUUGUAUAUUAG
Messenger RNA from Aaosphaeria arxii CBS 175.79, 997 nucleotides. RefSeq lists its product as uncharacterized. Bases 145 to 684 code for a protein of 179 amino acids. The transcript has a single exon. The record is from RefSeq and is a predicted model, not a curated record. NCBI's taxonomy places the organism in Eukaryota, Fungi, Ascomycota, Dothideomycetes, Pleosporales.